Molecule: messenger RNA, 4208 nt
Organism: Anopheles cruzii
Lineage: Eukaryota; Metazoa; Arthropoda; Insecta; Diptera; Culicidae
Product: eye-specific diacylglycerol kinase-like
Exons: 21
Coding region: 1-3519 (1172 amino acids)
Biological process (GO): diacylglycerol metabolic process; lipid phosphorylation; intracellular signal transduction
Molecular function (GO): ATP-dependent diacylglycerol kinase activity; protein binding
Source: RefSeq, a predicted model, not a curated record
AUGAUCUUCGGUGGUGAUGAUCGCAGCAGUACGGGCCGACCGGACAACAGUCUACGCCUGUUCCGCGAUCGUGCGGGUGCUGUCGAUCGUUGCAGUGGGAACACCCCGUCGCCAGCAUCGGCCCCGGCGUCACCAGCGUCCGUGAGGUCGUCCUGGUCGGUAGACUUCUCCAGUGCCUCACCGGAAGACCUCGAUCGGGACAGCAGCGACAGUCACGGUGCGGGCCGUACUCCACCACUACCGCUGGCCAAGUUCUUGGAUCAGCAGGAGGCAGCCCUAAAAGUGCCCCAGGAGGGAAAGAAAACCGACAAGUCUUUGCCAACGACACCCGGUACCCUGGCCAAUGCAUUUGGUUCGACCGUAACUCGAUUAGUGUGCCCGUCGGUGGACAUCUUCCAGACGCUCCUCGAUAUCCAGACCGCGGAAUCGCGAAAUCGGUCACUGUCGUUGACCGGCAACGGAACAACUGACCAUAGCGUCUUAGCCGCCAGCGGGUGUGCCCGUUCGGAUCCUGGGACGCCGGCAUCGCGCAGGAUGCCAACGCAAACGGCUGACCCACUGACCGCUAGCGAUCAGUCACCGGGAGGCGCAGGUGACGAUCCGGAGGUGGUUAAGGCGAUGGCCACUCUGGCGGUUCCGGAAUCCAUGGACGACGAGCCACAGGGGAGCGGGGACGAAAUGGAAGAGGUAGACCCCGACCAGGAGGAUGCAGGAUUGCUCCACCUGGCUCGCCUCGCUUGUCGGGUCCAGUUUGAACGCAACGUUCACGAUUACGAGCGGGGACCAACGGAACCCAAAUCUAAUUCCUGUGGCGACGGGGGCCAACUGCGGUGCACUCCCGACUGGAGCGAAAAUGCCAUUUCCGGGGAGCAUCUCUGGGCGCCGGCUUCCGUGUCCGGCGAGUGUUGCAGUCUGGGUGAGAGUGAGUGUACGAGGCACGGGACGCGGUUCAAGUGUUCCGCGUGCAAAAACACCGUCCACAUCAACUGCAUUCCGGCGCUGGCGGAAAAGGAGCAGCUGCGGUGUAAGCCCACGUUUCGGGACGUUGGCGUGCGGCAGUACCGCGAGAAGACGACGACCACGCACCACUGGGUGCCGCGGCGGGCGGAGAAGGGCAAGUGCAAGGCGUGCAGCAAGGCCCUGCAAGCCAAGCUGUCGUUCUCGUCGAAGGAGAUCGUCGCCCUGACCUGCGCCUGGUGUAAAGCUUCGUACCACAACAAGGAAUCCUGCUUCACUUCACAACGGCUGGAAGAAGAGUGUUCACUCGGCAUCCACAGUGGCAUCGUGGUGCCUCCGUCGUGGAUAGUGAAGCUCCCGCGCAAGGGAGACUUCAAGUCGUCGCUCCGCAAGACACCGCAGAAGCGGCGAAAGAGCUCCAAGGACGCUGCGGCCAGCAAGGAACCGCGCGCGUUUGCGAUCAAACCGAUACCCACGGCCAACGUGACGCCGGUGCUGGUGUUCAUUAAUCCCAAGUCCGGCGGGAAUCAGGGUGCUAAGCUGCUGCAGAAAUUCCAAUGGCUGCUAAAUCCUCGACAAGUAUUCGACCUAACCCAGGGUGGACCCAAGAUGGGACUGGAGCUUUUCCGGAAGGUACCGCAGCUUCGGGUGCUGGCGUGCGGUGGCGACGGUACGGUCGGCUGGGUCCUGUCCGUACUGGAUCAGAUUAACUUUCUGCCACCACCGGCCGUCGGUGUCCUGCCGCUCGGCACCGGCAACGAUUUGGCCCGGGCCCUCGGUUGGGGUGGUGGCUACACGGAUGAGCCGAUCGGUAAGAUCCUGGAUAACAUCGGGAACUCCGAUACGGUGCUGCUGGAUCGGUGGUCCCUGAAGGUGGAACCGAACACGUCCGCGACGAACGUGGCCGAUGGUAAAGACAAUCUGCCCCUGAACGUGGUCAAUAAUUAUUUUUCGCUUGGCGUUGACGCUCACAUCGCGCUGGAAUUCCACGAAGCUCGAGAGGCCCACCCGGAGAAGUUUAAUUCUCGGUUGCGCAACAAGAUGUUUUACGGCCAGGCCGGCGGAAAGGAUCUGCUGAAGCGCAAGUGGAAAGGAUUGGCCGAGUUUGUGACGCUCGAGUGCGACGGCAAGGACCUGACACCCAAGCUGAAGGAGCACAAGGUGCACGCGAUAGUAUUUCUGAACAUUCCAAGCUACGGUGGUGGAACCCAUCCGUGGAACAAAUCCGGUGGCCAGUUCGAACCGUCCACGGACGACGGUAUGAUAGAGGUGGUCGGGCUGACGACGUACCAGCUACCGUUGCUACAGGCGGGCGGUCACGGGACCUGCAUUGCCCAGUGCAAGUCCGCCAAGAUCGUCACGUCCCGCACGAUACCAAUGCAGGUGGAUGGCGAGGCGUGCAAGCUGAAGCCAUCCAGCAUCGAGAUGACGCUGCUGAAUAAAGCUGUGAUGCUGGCCAAGAAGAAACCGGGUCGAGCGAAUGUGAUGCAAGAGAAGCUGGAGUCCCUCAACCUGAGUCUGAUGAAAAUCAUGCUGGGCAACUACGAGCAGCACCACUACGACAAGGAUCGGCUGCGCCAGUCGGCGGUCUCGCUGGGAACGCUGGAGGUCCCCGUGACCGACCUCGAACACAUCCGGGUGCUCAUCAACAAGUACUGCAACGACCUGCCGGACAGCCCGAAGCUGUCCCCCGACUGGUGUUUCAUCGAUUCUUGCACUGCCGAACGGUUCUUCCGGAUCGAUAGGGCGCAGGAAAAUUUACAUUACAUCACCGACAUAGCGAACGAGUGCGUGUUCGUGCUGGACCAGGAAAGCCCAACGUUGCCCCACACACCGGAAGCGGAGCAGGAAUCGAACGUAGAUUCGGGCGAACCGCAAUCACCGGGCGUUAACUCGCUGAACCGCUUGGUGGCCAGUCAACAGUACGCGGCUGAAUCUCGCGGCUCGCCAACGAUCGCCAACAUUCCGUCACGCAAAGAAUCUCCAGGAUCCCACAGCUCCCGCGAGGUACAGGGAUCGGAACCGCGCCAGAGUGGAAUCGACAACGAAACGAGGCUGGAGCAGAUGGUUAAUUUUAAAAGCUUCCACGAACGUUUAUUCGGCCUUAGUGAGGAUGCUUUUGGUUUCAGCAAUUUGCUGGAGAAAACCACGGACGCAGUAAUAAAGGCAGCCAAAGCAAGUGACCUUGUGUUGCUGACGGACCUGCACCUACAAGGCUACUCGCUGCUGUCGAUCGAUGCCACCGGUCAAACGGCCCUACAUCACGGUGCCCGCUGUGGCCACAAGGACAUCGUUCGCUACAUCAUUUCCUACGCUCCCAGCUCGAUCAUCAAUAUGAUCGAUAAUGAAUCUGGGCAGACAGCGCUGCACAAAGCGGCCGCUAGCAAGCAGCGAAGCAUAUGCUACAUGCUUAUCGCGGCCGGUGCAAGCCUUAGCAUUCAGGACAAUAACGGGCGGACGGCCCGAAUGUUGGCCUCGGACGUGGACGAUUUCGAACUAGCCUUGUAUCUGGAAAAUCAGGAACAAUUCCAGCUGUUGGACCACCGGAGCGGUGCCUCGUGAGAAGUGCAGCGUAACUGCUUCCAAGUAGUCCACCAUUUGAAACUUCUCUCCUAAUGCUGCCGUUGUAAACUUCGUUGCCGUACGUAGAAUCUCGUGUUAUUUAAUGUUACUACUUUCUCAGCCAACCAGACCCGUGGGGGGCAAUAACAACCGUCCAUGACUCCUCCUUGCCGUCACACGUUAGCAGUAAGCGCGAGAGAGACUCACGGGAAUCGUUCGAACCAGUCACCGGAUAAUCCCCGCGAGAGUUUAUUUAUUAAAACUGUUGGCUAGCGAUGUACCUACUACUACAAUGUUUGAAGCGAGAAGCACGGCUUUGUUUUUAACUUUAUGAUUUUAAACCUACGAUGAUCUGUGAAGACAUUUAAAGACAGGCUUCUCGUGUAUUACUUAAUUUUUAGACGAACCACACAAAAGAUACGGUCACUUUAUAUUGGCGACCAUUUUAUAAGUUACUAGAGCAAAAACAGUAUGCAAUUUUCAGUAUCACGUUUUAAGUGUAUUUUCGUUUCACGUUGAAUUAGCAAAGAUCGGGACCACCAAAAAGGCUAACGCAUGCAGCGGAUCGAACGAAAAGAAUUAAACUGCUAAAAGACAUCACUAUUUAUUAGAUACCCAUUGAUGUAAGAUGAAUUUUUAAUAACGAAACAGUUGAAUUGUUGAUUAAUAAAUUAAGAGAAAUUAGUGGA